Striga hermonthica is the source of this 1947-nucleotide messenger RNA. Lineage: Eukaryota; Viridiplantae; Streptophyta; Magnoliopsida; Lamiales; Orobanchaceae. The record is from the annotation of a GenBank genome assembly.
AUGGGCACAGGAUGGAGAAGAGCCUUCUGCACGACGAUUCACAGAGACCGCCGAGAAAACGUCGGUGGCGCCUCUCCGUCGUCGGAGAACGCCAAUUAUAUCCUCGCCGGAAGCAACCCCUCCACACCUCGUCUGCGCUGCAAAACCGGCAAAAACAGCCCUGAAAACAAUAUUGAAGUGGUCGGCCUAAGCCCUAAGGUCCGAUUGGGUUCGAACCAGUCAUCUCCUAGAUCUCCUUUCUCUAUCCUCAGGAACACACUCCGUUUGUCUCGAAACAACUGCGGAGUUUGUAGGCAGAGCGUGAAGACAGGGCAAGGGACGGCGAUUUUCACGGCCGAGUGCUCCCACGCUUUCCACUUCCCUUGCAUCGCCUCGCACGUGCGCCAACACCGCCGCUUGAUCUGCCCCGUUUGCACCGCCGCCUGGAAGGACGUGCCCCUACUCGCCGCCCACGCCGCCCAAAAACCUCCUGAAGAAGAAGAAGAAAAAGAUCCACCCAAACAAUCCCCUGUCACCACCCCUAAAUCCGCCAAACACUACGCCGACGAUGAGCCGCUAGUGACGCCGAAAGCCUCCGGUGCCAAUUUCCUACUUAUAAUGGAAGAAGAAGAUAGUGAGGACAAGUUCAGGGGAUUCUUCGCGAAUCCGGUUUCCAGUAGCGACGAUUUCUGCAGGAAAUCGAGGGGAGUGGAGGUGACACUGUCGCCAGAGGUGGCGGUUGUCUCCCAGGGGAGGGGGCACGGCACGUGCGCCGCCGUCCUCAAGGUCAGGGCACCGCCUCUGACUGUCUCCGACACGGCGAGGCGGGCGCCGAUCGACCUGGUCGCGGUCCUCGAUGUGGGCGGCACCAUGGUCGGCCCCAAGCUGGAGAUGCUGAAGCGAGCGGUCCGGCUGGUUGUCUCCUCCCUCGGCCCGGCCGACCGCCUCUCAGUGAUAGCCUUCGCGGCGGCUCCCCGGCGCCUCCUGCCGCUAAGGAGGAUGACGCCUCAGGGCCAGAGCGCGGCCCGGAGGGCCGUCGACCGCCUCGGCUGCAGCCAUGGAUGCAGCGUGUCGGAGGCACUGAAGCUGGCGGCGAGGGUUCUAGAGGAAAGGCGGGAGCGAAAUCCCGUGGCCAGCAUAAUAUUGUUGUCUGACGGCCAGGAUGAUGCCGUCCCCGCCAACAGCGGAGGCAACCAGCGGCGGGGUCAGGGUUCCUCCGGGUCGACCCGUUUCGCCCACGUUGAGAUACCGGUUCACUCGUCGGGCUCGGGCGCCGAGGACGCCUUCUCCAAGUGCGUGUCUGGAUUACUAAGCGUGGUGGUGCAGGACUUGCGGAUUCAGAUCGGGUUUGCGGCCGGAUCGGAUCCGGCUGAAAUCACGGGCGUCUAUUCCUGCGGCGAGAGGCCGAUUUUACUCGGGUCGAGUUGCAUCCGGGUUGGGGAUCUGUACGCCGAGGAGGAAAAGGAGCUUCUGGUGGAGAUUGGGGUCCCGGAAACGCGGGUCGGGUCGCACAUAGUUCUCUCAACCAGAUGCUCCUACAAGGACCCGGGAACCGGAGAGCUGAUCUACGGCCGGGAUCGAGCGCUCCUGCUGCCGCGUCCGCAGACCUUCAGGUCCGGGUCGCCGGGAAUCGAGCGGCUGAGGAACGUGUUCAUAAGCCGGCGGGCACUGGCGGAGUCACGGCGGCUGAUCGAGCUCCAGGAGCUGUCGAGCGCCAUGCAGCUGCUGUCGUCGGCCAGGGCACUGGUGCUGCAGUCGAGGUCGGAGUCGGCCGUGGAGUGCGUGAGGAAUCUGGAGACGGGGAUGUCGGAGGUGCAGCGGCGGGCGGUGUUGGUGGAUGAGAACGGGGUGCCGCUGACACCGACUUCGGCUUGGAGGGCGGCUGAGAAGCUCGCCAGAGUGGCUCAGAUGAACAAGGCGUUGAACAGAGUCAGCGAUUUGCACGGCUUCGAAAAUGCUAGAUUUUAG